CCAAGUAUAUUUUCUCUGUCAUUUGACAGGUGAAGUGUUCUGAUUAAUUUAAUAUAUUUAAAGAAAGAGUGUAACGCUUAAACAUUAUUGCACAAAUUUCAUCUCGAGGAAUAUAAAUGGAAAGAUUUUUACAUUAUACUUGCGUAUUGCAAGGAUAGGAUUGGUUUUUCAUCAACAUAUGUGCAUUAGUGGAAUUUAAGCUGUCCGAGAUGCACAAGGAGGAUGAUACACAAGAAAUUAAGGACGUUAGUGAUGAUGAUUCUGAUGAUGAUGAUGAAUUAAUUACCAGAGUUCCCAAGCGUAAGAGAACAGUUGAAUCAGAUUCAGAAGAGGGAUCUGAUACAGAAGAAGAAUGCUCAGAUGAGGAAGAUUGUGAUGAUGAUGACGACAAUGACAGUUUCGAAGAUGAGGACAAAGACGAUAAAAGUGAUGGGGGUUGCAGUGAAGAAGAGGGAGAUUCAGAAGAGGAUGAGGGAAGCGAAGAAGGCGAAGAAGAAGAAAGUGAAGUAACAGAUAGUGAAGAAUAUGAUUCUGAAGAAGAGGUUCAGUCAACAUCAAUGCGUAAUUCCCUCGCAGCUCCCAUGCGCUUAGUUGACAAGGGCAUUGAAUCUGACAGCAGUGACAUUGGUGAUGGAAAUGGAGAACCUUGUGCAAUUUGCCUUGGACGCAUGAAAGGCGAAAUUGGAUCGCCUGAAGGCUGUGAUCAUUCGUUUUGCCUUGAUUGUAUUCUUGAGUGGUCAAGAACAAAUAACAGUUGCCCUCAAGAUCGAAUACCCUUCUUGUUGGUGUUUGUACGUCAGCGUAUUGGAGGACGUGUUAUUCGACGAGAGGCUGUUAAAGAAGUGAAACCUGAUGAUCUUCCGUCAGAAGAGGAAGACCCAACUUUCUGUGAGGUAUGCGGUCGGAGUGACCGUGAGGACCGGCUGCUGUUGUGUGAUGGCUGUGAUUUGGGUUAUCACCUGGAGUGCCUUGAUCCACCAUUGACUCGUGUACCCAUCGAAGAGUGGUUCUGUCCUGACUGCCAGGCUGUGAACAGCUCCUCAGCUGCUGCAGAGGCUGAAAUUGAGGAUGGAGAACUCCAUGACUUAAUUGAAGAUGGUGCUCCAAGUUCCUCUCUCCCAGCAUUGCGUCCCAACCGUGCAGUUGAGAGACCGAGACUACUACCCCGCACUCGUGCCUCAGAAAGAGUUCGUGCUCGCAUCACCCGUUCACGUCAGCAAAGAGCUGUUAUUACAGAGACUGAAAUGGAAGAGCAGGAAGCAGUACUUGAGGCUAUUGCAGCAGCAGAAGAGCUUGGGGCAAGUGGAAGCCAGAACAAGAUACAGACCAAGAGCGCCUCAAGCACUACAACGCGCAGAACCACCAAAGCUCCCAGAAGAAAGAAGAGAAAAAUUGUGCGUAAGAAGAAGAGAAAAGUCAGAAAGAAAAGAAAAACCACCACAAAGAAGGCAACUUCUACUUCAAAAACUGGCACAAAGAAUCUUAAGGGUAAACGUAAAACUAGAAAAACAACACAACGAAAGCGAAAAACAAAGAGAAAGAAAAAGAAGAAGAUUACCAAGAAAGUAAAACUACCUGUCCCUGCCAUGACUCCAAAAGGAAGAAUAGCAGAGGCUCUUGGUAUAAAACCAUCUAAACCAUGGGAACGUGUACCAACAAUGCAGCCUUUCAGCAAAGAUCCAGGUCUUGGAGCCUUGAGAGCUAAUGCAGCACUACCUCAUCUUUCUCUUUUAGGGGUGAAUGCCGAUGUAGAUGUAAAUUCUGAGCCUGAUGAAUAUGGAGAUGCCAUUCUAGCUUCAGGAAUAAGAAGAGGGAGAGUAAUGGACACAAGCCAAGCUCUUGCACGUCGAAAGGCACUCUCAGUUAGAGCUCUUAUGUCUCAUACCUCUAUUCGUACUGCAGUGGCAAAAUAUAGAAAAAUAGAAAAUAGCACAAACAUUACCAGUGAUCUUUUGGGCUCAAUAAUGGAGACCCAGUCCUUCAUUUUAAAACCAAGCAAAUACAACAAUCUUCUUAAGGUUCCCAUUAAUCCAGGUAGUCCUACACAUGAACGCCUUCAGUUAAAUGGAAGGAUAGGAGCAGUUGCACGAGCAGCUGGGCCAGAGUCACCAGGCAGACAGCAGUCUGGUGGAGAUGGCCAGUCAUCCUCUCCCUCAAGACAGCCACAACAGCUUGGUCAAUCAGCAAGUGGUGGUAGUGGAAGUUCUCCACGAGGUGGUAACAGUAGAACUCAGGGAGAUGACCCAGCAGGAUCAAGGUCUUAUUCUUCAUUUCUGAAAGGAAGUGGGGAUGAUGGUAGAGGAGGAGGAUCUUAUUGUGAAGUACCUAGUGGCAGCUGUAAUGGUAGUGAAAAGAAGGAAAAGAAACAAGAGGAUAAAAAGAAAAAUGAUGAUGAUGAUGAGAUUGAUAUUUAUAGUGAUAUAGAACCCGAAGUACCUGAAGUAGAAGAGGAAGAGGAGGAGGAGGAUGAUGAUGAGGAAGGCGAUGUUGAAAACUUUAAGAGUAGCAUAUCUAUUGUUGCAACAUCAGAGGCUGAUAAAAAAGAAAUUAAUAAUAAAAUUGAUCCUGAGUCAAGUGAUGAUGAACUUGUGAUUGAUGAUAGUGAUAAACCAGAGUGUAGAGGAAAUGUGGACGCUAUGCCCAGGAGAAUAGUUGUUGAGGAAGCUGAGGAAAACAAUGUUGUAGGCAGUAGUAACUUGCCUGGUUUGAAUGACUUUGAACUGGAAGCUGUGUCAGAUACAGAUACCCCUGAGUUAGAGAAAUCUGCUAAUAGUUCAAUUUCCUUAUCUGAUAGCAAUAUGGGAGAUCAUGAAGUGACUAGUAGCACAAAUGAAAAUCCAAAUCCUAAUAAAUCUGAAUGUUUGGUUAAAGAAAUAUUUGGUGAAAGUGAUGAAGAAAAAAGUAGAGACAGAAAUAACCAACCCAUUAUUGGGUUAGAAGGGCUUGAAACUGAAACUAUAUCUGACAAUGAAGAGAUUAGCUUUGAUGAUAAUGAUGAUAAUAUUGAGGAAGGUGAAAUUCCCAGUGAAACUCCUAGGCAUGUUACUCCUCCUUUCCAUCGUCCUCGUGUUAAUUUACAGAUCCGGCGAGUGAUAGAAGUUUCUCCGUCCCCUAGAGACCAGGAAGGAGAGUAUGAAGAAGGUGAAAUAAUUGACGAGAAUGCCAAGCGUAGAGAAAAAAAGAAAGAUAAAAAAGAGAAAAAUAAGAAAGAUAAAGAUAAAGAACCAAAGGAUGGUGAUAAAGAACAAGGUGAUACAGAAAAGGACAAAGAAAAUACAGUUCCUGAAAUUGAGUCAGUAUCACCUAAAGAGCCAGUGGCUGCAGUCCCUGAGAGACCAAAGACUCCUCCUUUAAAGUUAAAAACGAAAGCUAAACAAAAAGAUAAAGAAAAAGAUGUUUCUUUUAAAAAGGUUUCAAAAAAUACGAAGGAAAGAAACUAUAGAGAUAAUGAAAAGGAGGACAGAGAAAGAAGAGGGACAAAAAAUAGCAGAAACCGAGAUGUUCAAGACGUAGGGCGAGAUAGAAAUAGAGAUAGGGAGAGAGGGGAUAGAGACAGAAAUAUUGAGAGAAAUAGAGACUCAAACCGAAGAAGACUAAGAGAUAGAGAAAGAAAAAAAGAACCCAAAAGAAAAGAAAUGGAGAGGUAUAAUGUCAGGAAAAUGAUUACUCAGAAAGAGGAAGAAAGGAAAAAAAAAGAUGAAUUUGGACGUGAUGUAGCACUAAGGUCACGAUCUAGAUCCAGAUCUAGACGAAAAUCUAGAUCACGGUCAAGAAAACGUUCCAGAUCACGGUCACGUCAUGGCUCUAGAUCACGAAAGGGCAGAAGAAGUUAUUCGCGUUCGCCUUCACGUUCUCAUAAUAAAAAACGGGCAAGGAGGAGGAGCUAUUCCUCGUCUUCCUCUUCCUCAUACACGUCUUCAAGUUCUAGCUCAAGUUCCAGUUCAUCUUCAAGGUCUAGAUCUCGUGGACGAAGCAGAGAUAAAAGAAGAAGAAGAACACGAAGUAGAACAAGAACACCGGUUAAAAAGAAACCAGAGAAGAAGAAAGUUGUCAUUCCUGCCAAGCCAAAAGAGAAGGUAAAACAAAAACCUAAGAAAAUUAAUCCAGUUGUGGAAAAGAAAAAGGAAAGAAAAAAAGAUGAUAAAAAGAAAGAUCGAUUGGUGGAGAAGAGAGAAGAAACGAGACUUGAAAGAGAUAAGAGGAAAAAAAAAAGAAAGUCUCCUUUGCAGAGUAAAGAAGUGUAUCAGGCUGGUGGAAGUAUUAUGGUGAGUGUUAGUUUUAAUAGAGCACCAGGAAAGGAAAAUAAAGAUGGUAAAAAGAAGAAAGAGAGAAAUGUUAAAUUAGAAGGAGAGGCGAGAAGGCGAGCAAGAAGAGAAAACACAAAAGUUCAUAGGAGUCCUUUUAGAAAUUGGUCAAGAAGUCGAACGCCAUCUCCAAGUGGUAAACGAACGCCUCUUCAAGAUGAACCAAUGUGGUCACCAGAUCGAUUGGCUGAGACUCGCAAUAAAGAAAAGCCACCUAAAAGUCCAGAAAUUAUAGAUUUAGAUGUGAUUAUGGUCACACCACCACCUCAGGAACCCAUCCUCAUCUCUGACUCAGAAGAUGAGGGUAUUACUCGGUUGCCUCCAGAUUUAGGCACCACACCUGUGCCUCCUGUUAGACCUCAGGGACCUAAAACUCCUCCAGAGCCUGCGGUCAAGUUUACUCUUUCAAGCAAGCAGGUGCUCAAACCUAUUAAUAAUCCAUUACGUGAUGAGGAGGAGGAGGAAGAACCCCCAGCUCCUGCUAGAGGACCCAAUACUCCACCAGGUCCUCCUCCAGAAUCAGAUGAAUCUGUUGGAAGGGCAAAGUCUCCAGCAGUUGGAGUACCACACUCUCCUGCUGGUUCUCCCCCAGGUUCCUCCCCUGAGCCAGAUGUUUAUGAUCCCUUUGAACCAACAAAGUCUCCAUCUCCUCCAGGUUCCCCUCAGCAGGAGGCCCGGGUUAGCAGCAGCGAUCAGACUGAAACUGUAGAAAAAGCCUCUCCUGAAGUUGUAGUUGCACCAAAAGCUGCUUCUCCUCCACCUUUACCAACAGAACCACCAGAACCUGAGGAGAGACCACCUGAACCUCAGAAACCACCUGAAGAAGAAGCCACAAGUACUGUACCCCCUACUGCAGCACCUGCUGCUCCUGUGGCUGUGACAACAAAUGCUGCCCUUAAAACGCCUAAAGUUGCCAAAGCUCCAAAAACAACUGCUGUACCUGCUAAAGCAGCUGCUCCAAAGACUGCAGCACCUGCUCCUGCUACAGUUCCAACAAAUCCCAUUAAUCAAAUAUUUCCUGGUCUCCCUGCCAAUGUUGCUAAUAUUCUAUAUCCAGCAGCCAUAGCAGCUGCAGUACGCAGUGCUAGCGGUGGUAUCAUACGUCCACAAGUUGUACAAACUGUAGCAGCUCCAGACUUUUCACGACCUCCUCCAGGCAACCUCUUAAACCGCCCUCUUCCAAUGACUAUAAUAGCUCCCACACGACUUGGAGAAAAAGGCAGAGCAACACAGAAUGGAAGAGAUGUUACACAUACAGAUGUAAUCGACAUGGAUCUGGAUUCGCCAAAUUCUCCAGAUAGUUCUGACGUUAGUGACAUGUUCGAGCCACCUUCACCCCAUUCAACACACCAAUCCGAGAAACCUUCUCCUAGAAAAACAAGGAGCCAAGCAAGAACAGCAACCAUAAAGGCUGGUAAAGGAGGUGGAGAUAAAUUUGAUAACCUUUUUGGAGGUCGAGGUGGACGCAAGUUUGGCACACCUCACAAACACAAGUUUGGUAGAAAAGUAAAACCUGGAGGCAAAAAAGGUGAAGGUAAUGAAGAAGAUAUACCAAGUUCAGCAGUGGAUUUACAAGUGAAAGAAAAGUUCCUGAAGAAAGUACAACGGCAAGAACGUGUUGUUGAAGAAGUGAAACUUAGUCUCAAACCAUUUUACAACAAAAAAACUAUAGGCAAAGAAGACUACAAAGAUAUCAUGCGAAAGUGUGUACAGAAGGUUUGUCACAACAGAUCAGGAGAGAUAAACCCUACCAAAAUACGUGGUCUUGUGCAAGGCUACAUCAAGAAAGUCAAGUACUAUCGUAAAAAACAAAUUGGGCUUGCUGACCCACUCCCAACAAAACCCACUGCCAAUAAUCCCUCAGCACCUUCCUUUGUUCUCAUCCCUAAAGCAGCCAAACCUCCAACACCUAUAAAAAGUAAAGCCUAGUUUAUUGUAAAUUUAUUUAGCAGGAAUUAUUGUUCAAAUUUGGAGUAUAUUUACUACUACAAGUAAUAAGAUCAUAAUUUGUAGAAAGGCCUGUUGUUCAGUGACUGAACACCUGUGUUAGGUAACACUGAAUUUCAGGAUUGGUGAAGCUGAUGUAGAGUAUGACUGAUUUUUGUAUGUUUUUUUAUUUAUUGAUAUAUAUAUAUAUUUUUUUUUUUAUAAGUAUGAAUUGUACAUUCUUGGUAGGAAAAUAGAACUGUUAGGACUACUGUAUAGUACACAAGAUAAUGUAAUAUUAUUUAGCUAUUUUCAUGCGAGUGAAAACCUAUUACUGGGUUAAAUUAUUUAUAUAAAAUAAAUCGUCAAUGGGUGCCCCUCAAGAAUAUUUUGUGGUUGUUUUUAGUGUAAUAAGUAUGCCUGUGGAAAAUACUUGUGAUGUGACUCUGGGAUUGUAAUCUUGAGGACAGCUGUCAGCAAGAUGUUGGACAUGGUCAUGGUGACUGCUUGCCUCAAUUUAAUGUUGAAUCUCCAUUGCAUCGUUGAUAUCCUUUACAGUAUACCAAAACCAUGAGCAUUUUCCAGAAGACCUCAUAUAUUUUGUAAGUACAUUUUCCAAAGCACAGCUGUGGUAGAAGAUAAAAAUAAACUAAUGGCAAAGGUUUCAGAGAAUAUUGUGAUGGCUCGGUAUGAUGGUUGUGUUUUAUGUGAAUACUUUAUUAUAGGAAUGGUGAAGGAAUAGUUCUAACAUCACUUAUAAAAUUGUGGUCAACAAAUGCUUAAGAGGUUUCUGCAUUGAAUUAUGUUCACCAAAUAUAUAUAUAAAUAUAUAUAUU
This is a messenger RNA of Cherax quadricarinatus, 7066 nucleotides long. The record is from RefSeq and is a predicted model, not a curated record. Lineage: Eukaryota; Metazoa; Arthropoda; Malacostraca; Decapoda; Parastacidae.